Dioscorea cayenensis subsp. rotundata (Guinea yam) is the source of this 1349-nucleotide messenger RNA. Its product is annotated as triosephosphate isomerase, chloroplastic. The transcript is spliced from 9 exons. Gene Ontology annotation, cellular component: cytosol. Bases 116 to 1102 code for a protein of 328 amino acids. Gene Ontology annotation, biological process: glycerol catabolic process; glycolytic process; gluconeogenesis. NCBI's taxonomy places the organism in Eukaryota, Viridiplantae, Streptophyta, Magnoliopsida, Dioscoreales, Dioscoreaceae. Gene Ontology annotation, molecular function: triose-phosphate isomerase activity. The record is from RefSeq and is a predicted model, not a curated record.
UUUUUAUUUAAAAAAAAAAAAGGUUCUCGUGAAGUCCAUCCAGAUUCAGUGCCAUUGUUUUUCUCUUUCACUGCUUCUCAGGCUCUCUCGCUAGGUUUGCAAUCAGGCGCAAACGAUGGCGGCGGCCAUGGCUUCCACUUCUUCAUUGGCAUCGUCUCAGCUGCAUUCGGGCAUCAAGAGACCCGCCUGGACCUUCGCCUGCCCCCAGUUCUCUGGAUUGCGCCGUGGCACUGAGUCCUCCGCAGCUCAGGCGCUGUUCUUCCAGCAUGCUCAAGCGCAGCUUCGGCUCUCUUCCUCUUCUCGGAGGACCCCCACAAGAGGAGUCGUCGCCAUGGCUGGAUCUGGAAAGUUCUUUGUCGGAGGCAACUGGAAGUGUAAUGGAACAAAAGAAUCUAUUAGCAAACUUGUGACUGACUUGAAUGGUGCAAAAUUGGAGGAUGAUGUUGAUGUUGUCGUUGCACCACCAUAUAUUUAUGUUGACCAGGUGAAGAAUUCAUUGACUGAUCGUAUGGAGAUAUCUGCCCAGAAUUGUUGGGUGGGAAAGGGAGGAGCUUUUACGGGGGAAAUCAGUGCGGACCAAUUGUUAGAUAUUGGCUGCAAAUGGGUUAUUCUUGGUCACUCUGAGCGAAGGCAUGUUAUAGGUGAAGAUGAUCAGUUCAUUGGGAAGAAAGCUGCUUAUGCAUUGGACCAGAAUCUUAAAGUUAUUGCCUGUAUAGGAGAAAAGUUAGACGAAAGAGAAGCAGGGAAAACUUUUGAUGUUUGUUUUCAACAGUUGAAGGCUUUCGCAGAUUAUGUGAAGAGUUGGACAAAUGUUGUUAUCGCUUAUGAGCCUGUAUGGGCUAUUGGCACUGGACAAGUAGCUACACCUCAGCAAGCUCAAGAAGUGCAUGCUGUUGUUAGGGGUUGGCUUAAGGAGAAUAUCUCACCAGAAGUUGCCACUACUACUCGCAUUAUUUACGGCGGUUCAGUGAAUGGGAGUAAUUGCCUUGAGCUUGCAAAACAAGAAGAUAUUGAUGGCUUUCUUGUUGGUGGUGCUUCCUUGAAGGGUCCUGAGUUUGCUACAAUUGUGAAUUCAGUGACAUCAAAGAAAGUGGCUGCUUGAUGUUGUUGUGGACGGUGAACACCCUUUCCAGACAAGUAUCGCACAAUUUUAUGGAGUGAAAUUUACAACUUGGUCAAGUUCGGGAUUUUUGUGACAAUCUCUAAUAAUCCUCCUUGAGUUGUCGACAUUCUCUAAUAAUAUCCUCAUUCACCCAAUGAAUGUCUCAUCAGACCUAAUGUAUUGUGUGGAAGUUCAAUCACAAUUGGCUUCACUUUUCAAGUCAAUAUAUUUAACUAAAAAUUAAAGA